Messenger RNA from Endocarpon pusillum Z07020, 2010 nucleotides. RefSeq lists its product as uncharacterized. Bases 1 to 2010 code for a protein of 669 amino acids. Gene Ontology annotation, cellular component: nucleus. The transcript has a single exon. Lineage: Eukaryota; Fungi; Ascomycota; Eurotiomycetes; Verrucariales; Verrucariaceae. Gene Ontology annotation, biological process: mitotic DNA damage checkpoint signaling; protein phosphorylation. The record is from RefSeq and is a predicted model, not a curated record. Gene Ontology annotation, molecular function: protein serine/threonine kinase activity; ATP binding.
AUGGCUGUUGCGGAGGGUACGCACCGCUUCCAAGAAUUGCGAAUCAAUACUGGCAGGCAAAAUCCUAGAGAAAUUCCGCGCAGCGACGGAGUUUCUAAUAACAACGGAAUAUGGACAUCAGAUCGUUACGGCUAUUUCAACAACGAGCCAGCACCUACUUACCCUGUGAGGCGGGUGGAGGGCGCUGCUGAACAUGUCUCGACGCCCCCAAUUUCAAUACCGACCAGCCAGAACGCCGUAGACGAAGCCCCAAUUACACGGGCAAGUUUUGCAUCUGGCCCUCAGCAGGCGCACCAAUCCUCUCCGCUGGACUUCCAGACAAGAAGACCAUCUGUGACUUUCGACUCAACUGUCAGGUUAGACUGUGGGGCAAGCCAGCACAUUGAAAAGCCUCUGCAGAGAGCAGGGAAGCCUCGGAUUCGGGGCCGAUCGCUAUUAGAGGUGAUGAAGGAAGAUCAGGAACGUCAGCAGCGUGCCCUUAGCGGACCGGAUCGCAAUCAAUGUGAUGCUGCUCCUCAUGAGAGGAGCAGAGAGCGAGACAGGCCACAUGUUGGCGAGCUUCGGCACCCCCUUCUCCCUGCUACUGUAGAUGAGCUAGCACGAGAGUCACAGACUGACCUGCCAGCUUCCAUGACCUCAGAGGCAACCUUAUCACCGUCUAUAGAGGGAGCUCGCACUCCACCUGACAAUCAAACAAAUGAUUUCCUACUGUCACCCAUCACGACAUCUCCAAUUAUUCACGCGCAUUCUUUUGAGUACCCCAACCGCUCGCAAACCGCAGCUGCAGAUUUCUUCGCUCAUUCCGGCAGUCUCCGUAAAAGCCCCCGGGGCUUAAUUGGUCGUCAAGAGGGGCGCCGCUCCCUCUCUUCCACCAAAUCUCCGAAGUCUGCUGCGUCUUCAUACCUGGCUGGCUUUUCUAGAAGUUGCGGCAGCCGUAAUGGCAACAGUGGGGAUAAUCUUGACAACAGUCCGGCCUCUCCAGAUGCCGAAGGUCAAACAAUAGGUGAGGACUAUGUCCUUGGCAAGCAAAUUGGUUACGGUGGCUUCUCGGUCAUUAAAGAAGCCUUCCGCAUGAACCCAGAUGGCUCGCAGCGCCAGCUGGCCGUAAAGAUUGUCCGCCGCAACAUCGAGGGCAAAUCCGAAAUCGAGAACGAACAAGCACAAGCGGAAUUUGACCACGAAGUAGAGCUUUGGCGCUUUCUUAAACACCCACGCAUUCUACCGUUAGAAGCCGUCUACAAAACCGACGAUGCCACAUUCUGCUUCAUUCCCCUUAACAAAGGCGGCACGCUCUUCGAUCUCGUUAAAGCUAAUCGCUCCGGUCUUCCAGCCCACCUAGCAAAACGAUAUACCUAUCAACUCUCGACUGCGAUCCGCUAUCUCCAUGAAGACGCACGGGUCGCUCACCGCGAUAUCAAGCUGGAAAAUUGCCUCCUUGACACCUCUGUCGAUCCUCCCAACGUCCGCCUCUGCGACUUCGGCAUGGCAGAAUGGAUCACCAACGACUCCCCCUCGAGCUUCGACGACCCACCCUCCCCGAACAUCAACUACGCCGACCGACUACCACAGCGUAACAUAGGGCCCAGCGAUACAAGCACAUCGGCCUUCGCUGGGGGAUCUCUCGAAUAUGCCGCCCCUGAGAUCGUGAAUCUCGCGAACUCCUACCACUACCUCCGCCAGCAGCGCGAAGCCCAACGUGGCGUCGUCAGCACUGCAAGCGAUAUCUGGGCGUUGGGCGUCUGUAUCUAUUCAUUGGUUGUGGGAAGUCGGCCAUUUCAGGGCGCGAUCGAGUCGCGGGUGUCAACGGCGAUUCUUAAGGGAGAUUGGGAUCAACAGCGCUUGAGUGAGAAAGGAGGGGAGGAGGCGCUGGAGUUAGUGAUGGGCUGCUUGGAGAUGGAUGUGCAGGAGCGGUGGCAUGUUAAUGAGGUUUUGGGGAGUGGAUGGUUGAGGGAGGAAGUGGAGAGGAAUGGUGAUCAGGAGGGUGGGUAUGGUGGAGGAUGGGGGUUGUGA